Messenger RNA from Limanda limanda (common dab), 1907 nucleotides. RefSeq names its product prostaglandin reductase 1-like. Gene Ontology annotation, biological process: prostaglandin metabolic process. The coding region runs from base 275 to 1264 and encodes 329 amino acids. The transcript is spliced from 9 exons. Gene Ontology annotation, molecular function: 2-alkenal reductase [NAD(P)H] activity; 15-oxoprostaglandin 13-reductase [NAD(P)+] activity. Gene Ontology annotation, cellular component: cytoplasm. NCBI's taxonomy places the organism in Eukaryota, Metazoa, Chordata, Actinopteri, Pleuronectiformes, Pleuronectidae. The record is from RefSeq and is a predicted model, not a curated record.
GAAACUGUCCUUUCAUCGUGAAGCUGCUUGUUAGAGAACACGUUUAAAUACAAGGAGGAGAAGGAGAUUCAGUGAUUAGCUGCUAAUGAAGAGAAGGAGCCUCAGGAAGCAGAGUUUUAAUGCACAGCAGGAAGUUCAGGUCUCACUUUUAAUCUUUGAUCCUAAUCAUUAUAUUCAUGUCAUCACAUAUUAACAGUAACUUCUUACUGGUGUUCUGCAUGUUUUUCCUCUUCAUGGUUUGAAUAUGCAAUUGUAGUUGCAGUUGUUAGAAGCCAUGGUCCAAGCCAAGACGUGGGUCCUGACCAAGUACUUCGAUGGCUUCCCGAAGGACAGCGACUUCCUGCUGAAGACGGAGGAGCUGCCCGAGCCCAAGGAUGGAGAGGUGCUUCUGGAGGCCGUGUUUCUCAGCAUAGACCCGUACAUGAGGCCGUUCAGUCGGGUUCGCAUGAAGGAGGGCGAAGUGAUGAUUGGAACUCAAGUGGCCAAAGUGAUCCAGAGUAAAAACCCAGCAUUUCCCGUGGGGAGCCAUGUGGUCGGGCGCUGCGGCUGGAGAACUCACACGCUCAGCGACGGCACGGACCUGAUUCCCAUCAUGGCCGAGUGGCCUCAGGACGUCUCGUUGUCUCUGGCUCUGGGGACCAUCGGCAUGCCAGGGCUCACGGCUCUGUAUGGCCUCGAGGAGGUGCUGGGACUCCAGAAAGGCGAGACGCUGCUGGUGAACGCCGCAGCCGGCGCCGUGGGCUCCGUGGUGGGCCAGAUCGCCAAGAUCAAGGGCUGCAAGGUGGUGGGCUCGGCUGGCUCUGACGCCAAGGUGGCCUUCCUCAAAGAGCUGGGCUUCGACGAGGCCUUCAACUACAAGACCGUCGGCUCGCUGGAGGAGGCGCUGAAGAAAGCAGCUCCGGAGGGAUAUGACUGCUUGUUUGAAAACGUGGGAGGAUCUUUUUCAAGCGUGGCCCUGCACCAGAUGAAGAACUUCGGAAGGAUCGCAGUGUGUGGGAGUAUUUCUGUGUACAAUGACUCCACACCUCAGGAGGGUCCGUACCCACAUCUCACCAUGAUCUUUAAGCAGAUAAAGAUGGAGGGCUUCAUGCAGUCCAGGUGGGAGCACAAAAACCCAGAAUCCCUCAAGAGACUGGUGGGAUGGUUGAAGGAGGGCAAAAUUCAGAGUCGGGAGCACGUGACAAAGGGCUUUGAGAAGAUGCCAGCUGCUUUCAUGGGGAUGCUGCAGGGAGACAACAUCGGAAAGGCCGUCAUCGCAGUCUGAACACGGGCUCGAGAACAGCGUUAGCAACAAUAACUAUCAUAUACAUUUAUACAUGAAGGAUGAGCAAUACACAGGCACAAGGAACAAGAGGCUGACCCAUCAGAUGAAGCUGAUAUUAGAGAGUAAAGCGUUUCUGGUAUUAAUAUAUCAGCUGAUACAUACAGGAUAAGAGAAGAAAAGGUUAGGCUUGAUAUAUUUACAGUUUAACCAUAAAAAAAAUGACAUCUGCAAAUGUAAAUGCAGAUUUGUCUUAAAGACUCAUAUCCGAUGAGGGUAAUCAAGCUCAACUACUAACCACAUAUUUUGAGAUUAGUAUGUUAAUGUUGAUUAUUUGAAUGUUUUUGUAGCCACAUCCAUAAAGCAUUAUAGAUGAAAACACUUGAUAUUGAUACUUUUUUUAAAUAUUAGUUGCAUUUACUUUUAGUUUAUUCGUUUUAAAGGUUUUCACAGCAGACAACGAUCCUCAUGUAUGAGUGUAUGUAAGUAGGGAGAGCCACAGGAUGGUUGUUUUGGUAAGAAAAUAGUCCCUAGCUGCUCUGUGUGGAUCUGCUGCUAAAACAUUCACUUACUGUUACAUAAUCAACCAGGUUCUUUCUAUUAAAUAAGCAUUUAUUAAGGCAAUAAAAGCUUUUUUUGAAUUCUC